GAAGACGGCAACUAUGUCAUGGGUCUAGAAGUAUACCACGCUUUACACUGCGUAAAUGCGAUCCGGAUGUACAUAUUUCCAGACAAUUACGAGUUCCGGGAGAAGAAGAGCGAGACCGAAUUGCAUAAGCGUAGCAUAGAUCACUGUAUCGACUAUCUGCGUCAAUACGUCCAGUGCAACGCGGAUCUGACGCCCAUGUACGCCGAAUGGUUGGGAGCGUAUCGAUUGGUCUUGAAACCUUAUGCGACGCAUACCUGUAGAGAUUUCUCGAGGAUACGGGAUUGGAUUGAAGAGAAUGUGCAAGAAGGUCAGCGGAGUGGUGAAGUGCUGCGAUGA
Molecule: messenger RNA, 336 nt
Organism: Pseudocercospora fijiensis CIRAD86
Lineage: Eukaryota; Fungi; Ascomycota; Dothideomycetes; Mycosphaerellales; Mycosphaerellaceae
Exons: 2
Biological process (GO): mycotoxin biosynthetic process
Source: RefSeq, a predicted model, not a curated record